Neohortaea acidophila is the source of this 2934-nucleotide messenger RNA. RefSeq lists its product as uncharacterized. The transcript has 3 exons. Bases 1 to 2934 code for a protein of 977 amino acids. Gene Ontology annotation, biological process: regulation of DNA-templated transcription. Gene Ontology annotation, cellular component: RSF complex. The record is from RefSeq and is a predicted model, not a curated record. NCBI's taxonomy places the organism in Eukaryota, Fungi, Ascomycota, Dothideomycetes, Mycosphaerellales, Teratosphaeriaceae.
AUGCCGCGCUACAAACGCACCUUCGACGAGGCCGAGCUGGAGUUGACGCUCGAGCCGUCGGUGCCCGCCAGUAACUUGGAGUUGUUGGGCAAGCUGCGCAACAUGUGGGAAUUUGCGAGCCUCAUGCAGUACAUAUAUCUGUUCGGCAGCGUGGUCAAGAUCGACAACGACCUCGACAUUGAGGACCUCGAAUCGGAAUGUUUGGCGCCACAGCCAUCACAGAGAUUGGCAUCGCUGGGCUUGCAGCUCCUCAAAUACGUCUCCUCUCAUCGCGGCCUCACACCUGAUAUCUUCGAUGAAUACACGCGACGGCAGUACAUGGCUAAAGCGCCGCACCGCAAUCCCUUCGGUGAAGAGGAGGAGCCGGCAAAGUUCGAUGACUUCGACGUCUUCGCCAAGAUACGUGUGCUACACCAGCUCAGCAUCUGGACGCUAGGCAAUGCUGAGCGCAUACGAGGCAUGAUGCCCCAGGAGGACGAUCAGCUCGCGUGGCGUAUUGAGCCCAUCGGCUGGGACAAAGAUGACCGUGCAUACUUCGUUCUCGACGAUGAUCGCUUGUAUCGGCGCACCGACGAUCCCGUGCCUCCUCCGUCGCCAAAGACGAAGCCCAAGCCGAAGCCGAAGAGCAAGCCAGCGAAAAAGAAUCGGCCGCGCGGUACUCGAUCGAGCAAGCGCAUCAAACUCGACGAGGAUUCCGAGGCGGAAGAGGAGGCAUCCGAAGAGGUGAACGCAGAAGGCUCAGCGGAACAGGCCAACGGCCCGGAAGAUGGCCACACGGCUCAAAAUGAAGACGAAGGGGGCUUGGGCUUCACCAGCAAGACGUGGGAAUGUAUUGCCAUCACCCUGGAAGAGUAUCAAGACUUCCUGGCGACUAUCUUUCGGUCACGCGAUGCCAAUGAAAAGCAGCUUCGCAAGGUCAUCGAGGAGAAGAUAUUGCCAGUAAUUGAGAGCCGUGCGGAAAAGAUACGACAGAAGCAACUGAAGCAACUGCGCGACCUGGAGACGCUGCAGAAAAUGGCAACCGCCAAAAGAUCGAGUCGCUUGGCAGGUCGGGCUGAAAAAGAGAAGCAGGAGCGUGAAGAGAGGGAGGCCGAGGAGAAGCGGCAGCGUGAGCUACAAAUGGCCCACGAGGAGCAAGAGAAGCAGCGGCGGAUUGAAGACGCACAUGAGUCUCGACGUUUGACACGAGAGCAGCGUCUCAAAGACCGCGAAGUCAAGCGGAUUCUCCACGAAGAGGAGCUGGCCAGGUUGGAAGAGGCGACGACCCGCGCUUCGUCGCAAGACCCGAGCAAUGCAGUUGGCGCCGAUGGCAGCAAACGCCUGUCGGAGCGGCAGAUCAAAACGCAGAAAGAGCGACAUCAGCAGGAGCUGGACAGGAUGGCCGAAGAGGAGGAGAACUGGGUCUUUGACUGUGCUAUGUGUGGAGUGCACGGCGAGAACCUGGAUGAUGGCACUCACAGCAUCGCCUGCGAGCGCUGCAACGUGUGGCAGCACAGCAAGUGCCAUGGCUUCUCUCCCAAGACAGCGGAGAAAGACGGUUUCCAUUUCGUGUGCGGAACAUGCAAGCGAAAGGAGGCCGAAGCGAAGAAGCCCAAGAUCCCACCACUGAAGCUGAGCAAGCGCAAGAGCCCCGAGGUGCAGAUCCCACCCUCAGUCGGCUCGGCGAAUGGGAGUGAGGAGCGACGUGCCGCUCUACCGCCGCACGUUGCGAGACAACUGGACAACAUUCAGUACUAUCAGCCUCCCGCGACGGCGCCCGGCCCCUUUGGGCAGGUCUCCAGCUACCAGGGCUACCCCCCGGUUAGUAACUUCGCCCCCUAUCGUCCCUCACCUCCCCAGCAGCCUUGGCAGGGGAACCAACUGCCACCACCGGCCAGACGGCCGUCUUCUGGCUACGCCAGCUCACCAACGCCGCCCGCCAUGGCUGGUCACCCUUCUCCAAGUCAGCAACACUAUUACAUGCACCAACAAGCCGUCGCAUCUGCUGGGGCGUAUCCUGGCCACCAGCCGUCUUACUCUCCACAUCCGUACCCCUACAGCCACGGAGGGCACCAUGGAGCGUACGCAUCGGCGAAUUCGCCUUCACAGUAUCAACAGUACUCGACGAGGCCGCCGUCCGUACCUCACAACCAGCAAGUCGAUGUUCAGCGGCCGCCUCAGCACUACUACCCAAACGGCGCGCGGUCGCCACCAGGCAGCAACGCGAGGCCGGCGGCUGCCCCUCCACACUACGACCCGAACAGGCAGCCUCCUCUACCAUCAACCUACUCCACGCAGCACCAAGUCCGCAGUCCCAGUACCGCCAUCCCGCCAUCGGCCUCGCCGUACUCGCAGUAUGCCUCGAGCUCUCCAGUCAAGGCGCCACAAGCUAUGCAGCAGAUGCAAUACCAACAGCCUCCGCAGGCUAUGCAGCAUCUCGCACAAACGCCGCAACAGGCGCAACCAGCGGCCACCAGCAAUGGUCAGGCACCGCGCGAGACACCACAUCAGCCACAUCCGAGUCCUGCAGGCUCGAAUGCUACCGCUGUAGCGGCGGAUGGCAUGUCGGGCCCGUGGUACGGCGGCAACGCCAUCCCGCAGAAGCAUGAUCAGACUCCAGCAGCACCUGGAGCGAGCCCGGCAUUUGGUGAAAACAAGAUUGUACCGCCGAUGCAGCUCGUACCAAGCCCGCAUCAGCAAAUUCAGGCUGAACUUUCCGGCUCGCAAAGCGUUCCCGUCAAGAAGAUGCCUUCUCCAAAUGGUCGAUCCGUGGAGCUUCCUCGUCCCGCGUUGCCCGCCGAUACGAAUGAUAAUGGAGGGCAUGACAACAGGGCAAGCGUAGCGGACACUGCCGCGCCGGAAUUGAAGCUGCAGCAGACCCCCAUCCUGAGCAGGGCGCCUGUUGAUGAAGACACCAAGAUGAUCAACGGUGAUGCCGAUCGUGUGUUGGGCUAG